This is a messenger RNA of Acanthosepion pharaonis, 4506 nucleotides long. The record is from the annotation of a GenBank genome assembly. Lineage: Eukaryota; Metazoa; Mollusca; Cephalopoda; Sepiida; Sepiidae.
AUGAAUCUCUUUCAUUCUCUCCGUAUCUAUCUAUCUAUCUAUCUAUCUAUCUAUCUAUCUAUCUAUCUAUCCGAGACUUUUAAUUCAAUGAAUCUAUCUAUCUAUCUACUUAUCUAUCUAUCUAUCUAUCUAUCUAUCUAUCUAUCUAUCUAUCUAUCUAUCUCACUCUCUUUUUUCCGUAUCUAUCUGUCUAUAUUUAUCACUCACUAUCUCAGUCUCUUUCAUUCUCUCCGUAUCUAUCUAUCUAUCUAUCUAUCUAUCUAUCUAUCUAUCUAUCUAUCUAUCGAUCGAUCGAUCGAUCUCUGUCUCUCACUCUCAAUUUCAUUCUCUUUGAUUCUCUCCGUAUCUAACUAUCUAAAUAUCUAUACAUCUAUAUUUUUCUCUCUCUCGAUAUCUAUCUAUCUAUCUAUCUAUCUAUCUAUCUAUCUCUCUAUCACUCUUUCAUUCAUUCUUGUUCUACUUUUAACUAUUACUUCUUCUUCUUCUUCUUCUUCUUCUUCUUCUUCUUCUUCUUCUUCUUCUUCUUCUUCUUCUUCUUUUCGUCUAUUCGAUUUUGUCAUUUUUCACUUCUUUACUCCUUACACUUACUCCUUAUUCUUUACCUUUUACUCCUUAUUCUUUACUGCUUACUCUUUACUCCUUAUUCUUUACUCUUUACUCCUUAUUCUUUACUCCUUACUCUUUACUCCUUAUUCCUUACUCGUUACUCCUUAUUCUUUACUCUUUACUCCUUAUACUUUACUCCUUAUUUCUUACUCUUUACUCCUUAUUCUUUACUCUUUACUCCUUAUUCUUUACUCCUUAUUCUUUACUGCUUACUCUUUACUCCUUAUUCUUUACUCUUUACUCUUUACUUCUUAUUCCUUACUCUUUACUCCUUAUUCCUUACUCUUUACUUCUUAUUCCUUACUCUUUACUCCUUAUUCUUUACUCUUUACUCUUUACUCCUUAUUCCUUACUCUUUACUCCUUAUUCUUUACUCUUUACUCCUUAUUCUUUACUCUUUACUUUUUACUCCUUAUUCCUUACUCUUUACUCCUUAUUCUUUACUCUUUACUCCUUAUUCUUUACUCCUUAUUCCUUACUCUUUACUCUUUAUUCUUUACUCUUUACUCUUUACUCCUUAUUCCUUACUCUUUACUCCUUAUUCUUUACUCUUUACUCCUUAUUCUUUACUCCUUACUCUUUACUCCUUAUUCUUUACUCUUUACUCCUUAUUCUUUACUCCUUACUCUUUACUCCUUAUUCUUUACUGCUUAUACGUUACUCCUUAUUCUUUACCCUUUACUCCUUAUUCUUUACUGCUUACACUUUGCUCCUUAUGUUUUACUCUUUUCUCCUUACUCUUUACUCCUUACUCUUUACUCCUUAUUCUUUAAUCUUUAUUUUUUACUCCUUACUCUUUUCUUCUUAUUUUUUUACUACUUAUUCUUUACUUCUUACUCUUUAUUCCUUAUUUUUUACUCUUUAGUCGAUACUCUUUACUCUUUACUCCAUACACUUUACUCCUUAUUCUUUACUUCUUACUCUUUACUUCUUACCCUUUAUUCCUUAUUUUUUACUCCUUAUUUUUACUCUUUAAUCCUUACUACUUACUCUUUCCUCCUUACUAAAGCAUUAUUUAAUCAGUUUUCUCCGUUUGUUCGUUUGUUCUUUCUUUCUUUCUUUCUUUCUUUCUUUCUUUCUUUCUUUCUUUCUUUCUCACUUUCUGUCUGUCUUUCUUUCUUUCUUUCUUUCUUUCUUUCUUUCUUUCUUGUACAUGCUUUUUCCCCUCCAGUUCCUCUUCGUUAUUCUUUCUUUCGUUUCUUUCUUUCGUUUCUUUCUGUCUUUCCUUUUGUUUUCUUCAUCCUUCUCUUCUUUAUUCAUUCGGGUCCUCUCCUUUUCCUAAGGGUUCAUGCAAUUCCUCUAGUCUUCACGAUCCAAUGUGUUCAACAUGUUGCACGGAGCGGCUGCCGGACAAGAGGCAGCAAUUUAAAUAGAAGGUCAUCUUCGAUCUUGUUCUUCUUCUCCCCUCUCCUCAUUCUUCUUCUUCUUCUUCUUCUUCUUCUUCUUCUUCUUCUUCUUCUUCUUUGUCCUCAUUCUUGUUCUUCUUCUACCCUCUCCUCUUUCUUCUUCUUCUUCCUUGUCCUCAUUCUUGUUCUUCUUCUACCCUCCCCUCUUUCUUCUUCUUCUCUCUCCACAUUCUUCUUCUUCUUCUUCUUCUUUGUCCUCAUUCUUGUUGUUCUUCUACCCUCUCCUCUUUCUUCUUCUUCUCUCUCCUCAUUCUUCUUCUUCUUCUUCUUCUUCUUCCCUCUCCUCAUUCUUCUUCAUCUUUUUUUCCUCAUUUUUAUUUCUUCUUCCCUUUCCUCAUUUUCCCUCUCCUCUUUCUACCUCUUCUUCUUCUUCUUCUUCUUCUUCUUUGUCCUCAUUCUUGUUCUUCUUCUCCCCUCUCCUCAUUCUUCUUCUUCUUCUUCUUCUUCUUCUUUGUCCUCAUUCUUGUUCUUCUUCUACCCUCUCCUCUUUCCUCAUUUUCCCUCUCCUCUUUCUACCUCUUCUUCUCUCUCCUCAUUCUUCUUCUUCUUCUUCUUCUUCUUCUUCUUCCCUCUCCUCAUUCUUCUUCAUCUUCUUUUCCUCAUUUUUAUUUCUUCUUCCCUUUCCUCAUUUUCCCUCUCCUCUUUCUACCUCUUCUUCUUCUUCUUCUUCUUAUUCUUCUUCUUCUUCUUCUUCUUCUUUUUCUUUGUCUUCAUUCUUGUUCUUCUUCUCCCCUCUCCUCAUUCUUCUUCUUCUUCUUCUUCUUUGUCCUCAUUCUUGUUCUUCUUCUACCCUCUCCUCUUUCCUCAUUUUCCCUCUCCUCUUUCUACCUCUUCUUCUCUCUCCUCAUUCUUCUUCUUCUUCUUCUUCUUCUUCUUCUUCUUCUUCUUCUUCUUCUUCUUCCCUCUCCUCAUUCUUCUUCAUCUUCUUUUCCUCAUUUUUAUUUCUUCUUCCCUUUCCUCAUUUUCCCUCUCCUCUUUCUACCUCUUUUUCUCUCUCCUCAUUCUUCUUCCUCUUCUCCCCUCUCCUCAUUCUUCUUCUUCUUCUUCUUCUUCUUUGUCCUCAUUCUUGUUCUUCUUCUACCCUCUCCUCUUUCCUCAUUUUCCCUCUCCUCUUUCUACCUCUUCUUCUCUCUCCUCAUUCUUCUUCUUCUUCUUCUUCUUCUUCUUCUUCUUCUUCUUCUUCUUCCCUCUCCUCAUUCUUCUUCUUCAUCUUCUUUUCCUCAUUUUUUAUUUAUUCUUCCCUUUCCUCAUUUUCCUCUCCUCUUUCUACCUCUUCUUCUUCUUCUUCUUCUUCUUCUUCUUUGUCCUCAUUCUUGUUCUUCUUCUCCCCUCUCCUCAUUCUUCUUCUUCUUCUUCUUUGUCCUCAUUCUUGUUCUUCUUCUACCCUCUCCUCUUUCCUCAUUUUCCCUCUCCUCUUUCUACCUCUUCUUCUCUCUCCUCAUUCUUCUUCUUCUUCUUCUUCUUCUUCUUCUUCUUCUUCUUCUUCUUCCCUCUCCUCAUUCUUCUUCAUCUUCUUUUCCUCAUUUUUAUUUCUUCUUCCCUUUCCUCAUUUUUCCUCUCCUCUUUCUACCUCUUCUUCUCUCUCCUCAUUCUUCUUCCUCUUCUCCCCUCUCCUCAUUCUUCUUCUUCUUCUUUUUCUUCUUCUUCCCUCUCCUCAUUCUUCUUCAUCUUCUUUUCCUCAUUUUUAUUUAUUCUUCCCUUUCCUCAUUUUCCCUCUCCUCUUUCUACCUCUUCUUCUCUCUCCUCAUUCUUCUUCUUCUUCUUCUUCUUCUUCUUCUUCUUCUUCUUCUUCUUCCCUCUCCUCAUUCUUCUUCAUCUUCUUUUCCUCAUUUUUUCUUCUUCUUCCCUUUCCUCAUUUUCCCUCUCCUCUCUCUACCUCUUCUUCUCUCUCCUCAUUCUUCUUCUUCUUCUUCUUCUUCUUCUUCUUCUUCUUCUUCUUCUUCCCCUCUCCUCAUUCUUCUUCAUCUUCUUUUCCUCAUUUUUAUUUCUUCUUCCCUUUCCUCAUUUUCCCUCUCCUCUUUCUACCUCUUUUUCUUCUUCUUCUUCUUCUUCUUCUUCUUCUUUGUCCUCAUUCUUGUUCUUCUUCUACCCUUUCCUCUUUCUACCUCUUCUUAUCUCUCCUCAUUCUUCUUCUUCUUCUUCUUCCCUCUCCUCAUUCUUCAUCAUCUUCUUUUCCUCAUUUUUUCUUCUUCUUCCCUUUCCUCAUUUUCCCUCUCCUCUUUCUACCUCUUCUUCUCUCUCCUCAUUCUUCUUCCUCUUCUUCUCUCUCCUCAUUCUUCUUCCUAAACUCAUCUCUCCUCAUUCUUCUCUCCUCACCUCAUUCUUCUUCCUCUUCUUCCUUUUCCUCAUUCUUCUUCUUCUUCUUCUUCUUCUUCUUCUUCUUCUUCUUCUUCCCUUUCCUCAUUCUUUUUUCCCUCUCCUCAUUCUUCUUCUUCUUCGCUCUCCUCAUUCUUCUUCUCAUUAUUAUUAUUAUUAUUAUUAUUAUUAUUAUUAA